AUGGCUUCGUACGACAACUACGAUGAUGGUCGCAGCGACUACUCGUCAACACGCUAUUACGACGACCGUCGCCACACCCGUGACGCCCGUGACUCGCGUGACUCGCGCCAUGCCGACUCCCGUGACGUCGUCACCAAGUCGCAUCACACCACAUCGCGCGACUUGAUCCCCCGCUCGCGCGAGGACAGUGACCUCUCCGUCGAGGAGAUCCGCCGCGAAUUCCCACCGCCGACGUACUCGAGAGACGUCUACCGUGACUAUGUCGACGACCGCCGUUACGGCAGAGAUCGUGGUGGCUAUGACCGGGACAGGGACUACGACCGCGACUACGACCGCGACUAUGAUCGCCGCGAUAGCAGAAAGUCGCGGGGCUACAACGACGACGAAAAGAGGCGCCGUCGCGUUCUGAGUAACCAAGAGAAGAUCAUCGCCGCCGUGGUCGGUGGUGCGCUCGCCGUGGGCGGCAAGGAGCUCUUUGACCGCCGCGAGGCCAAGCAGGAGGGCCACGGCGUCCAGCGCAACGCCCUGAGCUCGGCCGCUCUCGGUGCAGCCGGCGCCUUUGCCGCCUACCAGGGUGCCGACUUUUACAACAAGCAUGCCGAAAAGAGUGACAAGAAGGCUCUCGUUCAUAAAGGUCGUGGUGGAUACAGCGACGACGAGAGCGACGAGGGCGAGAAGAAGGGCCACAAGAACUUCCUCGAGAGUGCCUUGGCCGCUGCUGGUCUGGGUGGCGCUGUGACCGCCCUCACGGGUGGUGGCCACGGCGACAAGGACAAGCGCUCCGACGCACGCAGCAACGACAGCCGCUCGCGCGCCGGUUCGCCAUCGGGCGGCGGCAAGGGCAAAGUGGCUAACAAGGUGCAGAAGGCUGCCAUGGCAUCUCUGAUUGCUGGCGCUACGGAAGCCUUCCGCGUCGCCAAAGAGCCCGGUGGCUGGAAGGGCGAGAAGGCUAAGCGUAUCCUGACUGUCGCUGCCGGUGCGGCCACUGUUGAUGCUGCCCAGGACGAGAAACACGGAAAGCUUGGUAUUGCCGAGUCAGUCAUUGGCGGCCUCCUUGGCAACCGUCUUGUUAAUGGUUCCCGGCACAACAUUGAAGAGGACAAGCGCACAGGACGCAGUCGGUCCCGCUCUCGGGCCCGCUCAGAUGGCGGCGGCGGAGGUGGCGGCGUGAGCGGCCUGGCUGCCCUGGCGACCGCCGGCCUGGGUGCCUUUGGAGCUAAGAAACUCUAUGACCAACACGAGGAGCGGUCGCGCCAGCGCAGCGUUGACUCGCGAGACGGCUCCCGUGACCGAUCGCGCCGAAGCCGAAGCCGUAGCGUGGUGGACACGGCUCGCCGUGGCCUUGCUAAGCUCGGUAUUGGCAACGAGCCUGACGACUCCGACCGCGACCGUGACGCUUCACCCCGUCGCAAGUCGGGAUCAUCACGCUACAACAACCGCCGCCGCGACGAUUCGGCCGACAGCUACGAUGACUAUCCCUCCGAUCGCCGCCGCCGAGGCGGCGGAGGACAUGAUGACCGUGACCGUGACCGCGACCGCGAUCGCGGCAGCGUCCGAGACUAUGAUGAUAGCGGUCGCUCCUCGACCCGGCGCCGUGGCGGCUCUGGGUCGCGUCGCAACCGGAGUGGCUCCGACCCCGAGUCUGACCUCGGCAGCUCGUCUGGGGAUGAGAAGAAAGCAAAGAAGAUGAAAGGUAAGCAAGUUCUGACAACCGGCUUAGCCGCUGUUGCCACCAUCCACGCGGCCCACAAUGUGUAUCAGAGCAUGGAGAAGCGGCGCUCGCGGCAAAAGGCCGUGCGUGAAGGCCGCCUGUCGCCCGAAGAGGCAAAGAAGUUGAAGCAAAAAGCCCUACUGCAGGAUGCCGCAUCUGUGGGCAUUGCUGCUCUGGGUAUCAAGGGUGCCAUCUCAGAGAUGAAGGAGGUCCGCGAAGUGAACCAUGAGAUGAAAGAAUGGCGCGAGGAGAAGACACGGCGACACGAGCGCCGCCUCGAACGGCAACUCAAGUCGCGGAAUAACAGCCGCGAAGACGACGAUGGUAGAAACGGCACUUUGUCAAGGCGACCGAGUGACUAUGACGACGGGCCUCACUACAACGAUGACAACCCAUAUGCCGCUCUACCCGCGCCAAGGGCGUACGAUAGGGAUAGCAGGGACGACAAAUACAGGGACUAUCGGGACUGA
Messenger RNA from Sporothrix schenckii 1099-18, 2181 nucleotides. RefSeq lists its product as uncharacterized. The record is from RefSeq and is a predicted model, not a curated record. NCBI's taxonomy places the organism in Eukaryota, Fungi, Ascomycota, Sordariomycetes, Ophiostomatales, Ophiostomataceae. The coding region runs from base 1 to 2181 and encodes 726 amino acids. The transcript has a single exon.